AUGCGUCCCUACAAGUGGGCAUUGGCUUUGCUCUCCUGCCUUGGGGCUGGCGCAGUAGCCGAAAAUGCGACGGAUUCCCAAUGGCCUCUUGACAAUGACGGAUUGACCAACGUUGUCGAAUGGGAUCACUACAGCUUCCUCAUUAAUAACGAGCGUGUCUUUAUCUUCUCCGGAGAAUUCCACUACUGGCGCAUCCCAGUUCCUGAGCUCUGGAUCGAUAUCCUCGAGAAGAUCAAAGCUCUCGGGUUCACUACCUUUUCGAUUUACGUCAAUUGGGGGUACCACGCCCCGAACAACUACACCGUGGACUUCUCUACCGAGGCUCAUGAUAUCACUCCGGUCUUUGAGCUGGCAGAGAAGGUUGGCUUGUACCAGUUGGUCCGACCAGGGCCUUAUAUCAAUGCGGAGACGAACGCCGGCGGAUUCCCUCUCUGGCUGACUACUGGGGCCUAUGGGACCCUGAGGGACAACGAUACCCGCUAUAUUGACGCACUGGAGCCUUACUGGUCGAAGAUCUCCCAGCUCACUAGUGACUACAUGAUCACAGAGGGUCACAACGCGAUUUGCUAUCAGAUUGAAAACGAGUAUAGCGACCAGUGGCUCACUGAUGCCACCGAGAGGGUCCCUAAUGAGACUGCGAUUGCUUAUAUGGAGAUUCUCGAAGCCAGUGCCCGUGCUAACGGAAUCAAGAUUCCUCUCACUGUAAAUGAGGCCAAUACAGGCGCUCUUUCUUGGAUCCCUACUUGGUCUGACGCUGGCGGAAACGUUGAUGUCACUGGUUUGGACUCGUAUCCUGCGUGCUGGACCUGCGCUACUGCUGCAUGCGGAGAUGUGGUGCCGUACGAGGUUGUCGACUACUACGCUUACUUCCAAUACUCGCAGCCGACGUUGCCGUCCUUUAUGCCGGAAUUCCAGGGCGGCGGUUACAACCCGUGGGGAGGCCCUGAAGGCGGAUGCGAGAAUGCCACUGGGACGGAAUGGGUGAAUCUGUUUUACAGAUGGAAUGUCGCCCAGCGUGUCACGGCGAUGAGUUUGUACAUGAUCUAUGGCGGAACGAACUGGGGUGCAACCGCCACCACAGUAACGGCUACUAGUUACGACUACUCUGCCGCUAUCUCUGAGGAUCGGUCUAUCGGAACAAAGUACUAUGAGAUCAAGCUGCUCGCCCUGUUUACCCGGAGUGCAACCGACCUUACCGAGACCGACAUGAUUGGUAAUGGGACGCAGUACACCAACAACGCUGCGAUCAAGGCCUUCGAGCUGCAGAACCCGAAGACCAAGGCUAGGUUCUACCCUACCUUCCACAAUGACACGACCUCUGAUACCAACGAGGUCUUCAAUUUGAAGGUCAACACUUCGGAAGGGGCCUUGACUAUUCCGCGACACGGCAAUUCUAUUCGGUUGAAUGGCCACCAGUCAAAGAUCAUCGUCACUGACUUCACAUUCGGGGAUAAGACCCUGUUGUACUCUACUGCAGAGGUGCUGACCUACGCUAUAUUCGACAGCAAGCCGACGUUGGUCCUCUGGGUGCCCACUGGCGAGUCUGGAGAAUUCAACAUCAAGGGCGCGAAAUCCGGAUCUGUUGAGCGAUGCGAUGGUUGCUCCGGCGUUGGUUUCUACCCGGAACUUGGCGGAGUCACUGUCAAGUUUACCCAGUCCGAGGGCAUGACCGUUUUAAGUCUGAACGAUGGAACUCGUGUUGUCGUUCUUGACAGAACGACAGCCUACUACUUCUGGGCUCCAGCUUUGACCAACAACCCCACAGUGCCGGAUACAGAGAGUGUCCUGGUUCAGGGCCCGUAUUUGGUACGCGGAGCUACGUUGUCGGGCUCUACCCUGUCGAUCACGGGUGACGUUGUGAAUGCGACGACACUAGAGGUCUUUGCCCCUUCGUCGGUCACGACCAUCAAAUGGAACGGGAGAAAAUUGUCGACCUCGGCGACGUCGUAUGGUAGUCGCCAGGUAUCUCUUGACGCUGCUCCUGCGAUUAAAUUGCCUGCUCUAAGCUCUUGGAAAUCGAAUGACAGCCUGCCGGAACGGUUUGCUUCAUACGAUGACUCUGGCCUCGCCUGGGUUGCUGCUGAUGAUAUGACGACGCCCAAUCCCGAAGCUCCGGAGACUUUGCCUGUCCUCUAUGCCGAUCAAUAUGGCUUCCACAACGGAGUUCGUCUCUGGCGUGGCUACUUCACCGGCAGUGCAACGGGAGUGUAUCUGAAUGUCCAGGGAGGGGAAGCCUUUGGCUGGUCUGCCUGGCUGAACGGGGACCUGGUGGGCUCAUGGCUCGGAAAUGCAGACGACGAGCUGUACAACUUGACGCUCUCAUUCAGCAACGUGACGGUCAACACGGACUCAACCAACGUGCUGCUAGUCGUGCACGAUGACACGGGCCACGACGAGACAACGGGGGCGCUCAAUCCGCGCGGGAUCCUAGGUGCAGAGCUACAGGGCCGGACCAACUCGACGCAGUUCUCGCACUGGCGCGUGGCAGGCACAGCGGGCGGGGAGUCUAACCUGGACCCCGUGCGCGGCGUGUACAACGAGGACGGCCUGUACGCGGAGCGAGUCGGCUGGCACCUGCCGGGCUUCGACGACAGCGCGUGGAGCGACACCACGGACCCGAGCGACGGCUUCACGGGCGCCACGGUGCGCUUCUACCGGACCGUCGUGCCGUUGGCCCUCCCCACGGACGUGGACGUGUCCAUCUCCUUCCUCCUCUCGACCGUCACGGACAACACAGCCUUCCGCGUCCAGCUGUUCGUGAACGGAUACCAGUACGGCCGGUUCAACCCGUACAUCGGCAACCAGGUGGUGUUCCCCGUCCCGCCGGGCAUCCUGGACUACCAGGGCGACAACACGAUCGGGCUGGCGGUCUGGGCGCAGACAGAGGCCGGGGCGCAGGUCGGACUCGACUGGCGCGUCAACUAUGUGGCCGACAGCUCGUUGGACGUCUCCUUUGACGGCAGUGCGUUGAGGCCUAAAUGGACGGAGGAGAGACUUCAAUACGCGUAG
Penicilliopsis zonata CBS 506.65 is the source of this 3009-nucleotide messenger RNA. RefSeq lists its product as hypothetical. Bases 1 to 3009 code for a protein of 1002 amino acids. The transcript is spliced from 6 exons. Gene Ontology annotation, biological process: carbohydrate metabolic process. Gene Ontology annotation, molecular function: beta-galactosidase activity. The record is from RefSeq and is a predicted model, not a curated record. Lineage: Eukaryota; Fungi; Ascomycota; Eurotiomycetes; Eurotiales; Aspergillaceae. Gene Ontology annotation, cellular component: vacuole.